AUGUCCACUUGCGACGGAUUGGAAGUGAUUCCGACAAAGGCAAUGCGACUGCGGGGGCAAAUUACAGAAGAAUUUACACCAAUUGUAUUUCAGGAGAAGAAAAAUAGUUCAGAGAAAAACAAACACAGAGAACAUAACCUCAAAGAGAAAAAAAUUAUCAGCAAAGUCGAAAAUACGAAAGAGGAGAUUUUUGAUAUUCGCAGAGCUCGUCACGAUGUGAUAAAAUUUGGUUUAUCGGGCUUUGAGGAGGUUGAGAAGCAAAAAGCACAAAUUGCAAUGGCAAUAAAAUUGGGGGCUAAACCUCCAAAGAGAGAGUACAAGAACUACAAGGAAGUCCAAAAGGAGAGGAAACAAGCAAAGGAAACAGCAGCUCAGCAGGAAUCCUUUCAAACUUUGGGUAAAAAAUCCACCGGAGAAGCUCUUUUCAGUCACAAGAAAUUCACAAAGAAUCGACGAAAGCGAAAGGAUGGUGCUGAAGUUCUCAAGGAUUACGGGAAGAUUUCCUCAACAGAUAACCCCAUGACCUUGGCAACGACGAAGAGAAGGAAAAGGUAGAGACAUCUCUCGCAGGCACGAAAUACAUACAAUGAAUUAUAUUCUAUUUAUAAUUCUAUUCUAAUAAUAUAGACUUUAUUUCUCAAUUUGUGGUACACAAAAAUAAUGUGUUUUCUUAUAUAAAAUUUUUUCUGUUCUUUGAGAAGAGUCACAUUUUGUCUUGAUUUUAUCUGUUUUAAAAAUCAUCAAUUCCCAACAAGAUAUUCUUUUUUUUUACAUUUCACUAACUUCCUCCAUUCUCUCUCAAUUUUUUUUGUGAACAAACAAAUAAAAUCUUUAAAAAUUUCA
Lutzomyia longipalpis is the source of this 843-nucleotide messenger RNA. RefSeq lists its product as uncharacterized. The coding region runs from base 1 to 555 and encodes 184 amino acids. The transcript has 2 exons. NCBI's taxonomy places the organism in Eukaryota, Metazoa, Arthropoda, Insecta, Diptera, Psychodidae. The record is from RefSeq and is a predicted model, not a curated record.